Messenger RNA from Caenorhabditis briggsae, 441 nucleotides. The record is from RefSeq and is a predicted model, not a curated record. Bases 1 to 441 code for a protein of 146 amino acids. Lineage: Eukaryota; Metazoa; Nematoda; Chromadorea; Rhabditida; Rhabditidae. The transcript has 2 exons.
AUGGAGGAUGUGCAGAAGAUCACAAUGUUGGCAAUGAAAGAAGACAGUCCGGAGAGGGAUCGAGACGCGUUGCUGGCAAUUCUAUCGUUCAAUGUCAUGCUAAGAGAAUCGGAAGCAGCUAAGAUCAAACUCGGAAGAUCGUCGUUCUUCAACACGAGCCAGGCAGUGAUGCGGACACCUGAUGUGCCGAUGGAGACUCCGGACCAAAGGAAAGUGCCCAUACGUUUUUUCGCAUCUGGACGGCUCGAAGAAGCUCUCGAAACAAGCUAUUUCGACGCUCUCGACGAAGAUGCUGGCUGCGAUCGGGAAGCCGGGAGCGACUCAUCACUGCUUCAGAAGAGGAGGAGCCAACCACAUGAGGAGAAUCGGGCAUUCAAUGGAGGAAAUUCAAUGCAGAAUAAGAUGGAGAUCGGCGGCAGGACUUCAGCGGUAUCUCACUGA